AUGACGCAGACCCAGAGCCCCCCGAGCACGGCGGCGCAUCUCCUCCAGCCCUCGCAGAAAAGGAGGCCCCACAGAUCCACCAAGUUCUUCCGGGCCUUCCGCAACGCCUUCCGCUCCUUCCCCAUCCUCAGCCCCGCCUGUCGGAUCCCCUCCGCCACCGCCGGCCGCGGCGGCGCCGGCGGCGGUGGCGACGGUCACAUCCCCGGCGCCGCCCGCAUGACGGGAACCCUCUUCGGGCCUCGCCGGAAUCGCAUCAGCCUGGCGAUUCAGGAGAACUCGAGGAGCCUCCCGCUUCUGGUCCUCGAGCUCCCCAUCGCCACCGCGAAGCUCCUGCAGGAGAUGGCCGCCGGCCUGGUCAGGAUCGCCAUGGAAUGCGAGAAGAAGGCCGGCGGCUCCGCCGGAGGAGGAGGAGGGGGAAGGAGGAAGCUGCUGGAGGAGCCGCUGUGGACGGUGUACUGCAACGGGCGGCGGGCGGGUAGCGCCGCCAGUAGGGAGCCCGGGGAGGGGGACCUCAACGUGAUGGGACUCCUGCACGCCGUCUCCAUGGGCGCCGGCGUCCUCCCCGGCGACGGCGACGGCGCCACCACCGGCGACGGCGAGGUGACAUACAUGAGGGCACACUUUGACCGCGUGGUGGGUUCCAAGGACUCGGAGACCUUCUACAUGCUCAAUCCGGACGGCAAUGGCGGCCCCGAGCUCAGCAUCUUCUUCGUCAGAAUCUGA
Molecule: messenger RNA, 723 nt
Organism: Spirodela intermedia
Lineage: Eukaryota; Viridiplantae; Streptophyta; Magnoliopsida; Alismatales; Araceae
Source: the annotation of a GenBank genome assembly